This is a messenger RNA of Argiope bruennichi, 687 nucleotides long. RefSeq lists its product as uncharacterized. Lineage: Eukaryota; Metazoa; Arthropoda; Arachnida; Araneae; Araneidae. The transcript has a single exon. Gene Ontology annotation, molecular function: nucleic acid binding. The record is from RefSeq and is a predicted model, not a curated record. Bases 1 to 687 code for a protein of 228 amino acids. Gene Ontology annotation, biological process: DNA integration.
AUGGUAGAAAGACAGAGAUCCAUCUUAUCAAAAUGUGUUGUCUGUAAGAGACAUUCUGCAAAGAAGCUUGAUAUUCUUACUGCAUCUCUUCCGGAGGACCGAAUCCGAGAAGCUGCUGCGUUUGAGAUCUGUGGCAUUGACCUGGCUGGGCCACCAUUUCUCAGAGAUAAUAAGAAGUCUUGGGCCUGUCUCUUCACCUGCGCUGUCUAUAGGGCUGUACACAUCGAAUUAGUGACUUCUUUAUCUACGCAAUCAUUUUUACUGGCUUUGCGCAGAUUCAUAGCCCGUAGGGGACGUUGCAGCAUUAUCUAUUGUGACAAUGGCUCUAAUUUUGUGGGUGCUUCUAAUCUGCUGAGUAAUCUGGAUUGGAGCCUUAUUGUAAAUGACACUGCUCUUCAUCCUAUUAAGUGGAAGUUUAACCCACCGACUGCCUCUUGGUGGGGUGGAUGGUGGGAGCGACUGAUCGGUAUUCUUAAAAGAUUAAGAAGAGUCUUAGGUCGAUCUUCUUUAACAUAUGAACAGAUGACGACGGUGUUAUGUGAUAGCGAAGCCAUAAUCAAUUCACGACCGAUGACGUAUGUCACGGAUAAUGAUGCAGAGUUGGUUCCAUUGACUCCGUCAAUGUUCCUGCAGGAUAUCAAAGUGAGUGGUGUUCCUGAUUGUGAUAAAGCUGAUCACCAGUCUUAA